UGAUUUGGCGAGAUUUGCCCGUGUUAUCACGCGUGGUAAACCCCUUUCCACCCUCUUUCCCUUCGCUGUGCACAAGCAAGAUGCCAGGUGUCACGGUAAAAGACGUCAACCAGCAGGAGUUCGUCACAGCCCUGGCUGCCUUCCUGAAGAAGUCAGGAAAGCUGAAAGUGCCUGACUGGGUUGACCUUGUCAAGCUGGGCAAACAUAAGGAGUUGGCUCCCUGUGAUGAGAACUGGUUCUACAUCAGAGCUGCCUCCACAGUUCGCCACCUAUACCUUCGUGGAGGAGCUGGUGUGGGCUCUAUGACCAAAAUCUAUGGAGGUCGCAAUAGGAACGGCGUGUGUCCAGCUCACUACAGUGUCGGAUCCAAGAACGUAGCCCGCAAAGUGCUGCAGGCCCUUGAGGCACUCAAGAUGAUUGAGAGGGACCCCAGUGGUGGUCGCAGACUAACCUCCCAGGGAACCAGAGACCUGGAUAGAAUUGCCGGCCAGGUUGCGGCUGCAAACAAGAAAACUGUUUAAAUAAAUCUUUUGGAGAAAUGAA
Messenger RNA from Corythoichthys intestinalis (scribbled pipefish), 543 nucleotides. RefSeq names its product ribosomal protein S19 (gene rps19). The transcript is spliced from 6 exons. Gene Ontology annotation, cellular component: cytosolic small ribosomal subunit; ribosome. The record is from RefSeq and is a predicted model, not a curated record. Bases 81 to 521 code for a protein of 146 amino acids. Lineage: Eukaryota; Metazoa; Chordata; Actinopteri; Syngnathiformes; Syngnathidae. Gene Ontology annotation, biological process: ribosomal small subunit assembly; translation. Gene Ontology annotation, molecular function: RNA binding; structural constituent of ribosome.